CUGGCAGCAGCAACCUUCCUCGAACCUCCUCCUCUCCCCUCCCCCAGUCCUCAGCGGCCUCCAGCAGAGGGCUAGCUGCAUCUUUGGGGACAGCAAGACAGCUGGGAAGCAGCGAACAACGCGCAAGAGAGCGGCCAACAGUGGGGAUGCGAGCACUAGGCAGGCUCCAGACACCUAAAUCGGGGGCGGAGGUAGUUUUCAAGACAUGGCCGAGAUUUGGCGCUGAGCUGUGUCAUCGCGAGGUUUGGUAGCAAGCUCCGCAGUGGGUCGGAAACCUCGUGGAGCGUGCACCUGGUCUCGCGAGAUCUCAUGUUUCCUAAAGGCGAGGCGCGGGCGGUAUCCUGCAGUGAAUUACGAAGGUCUCGCCGAGGUUGAACGUAAUAUCGCGAUAGUUCCAACAGCGCAUGCGGGAGCCGGCGGCGGCAUACUGGCUCCGCCCCGUAGUGCUCCGUGAGGUUGUGCGUCAUUUGCUUUUCGCUUCGCGUGGGGUGAGAGCUGAGCUGUAGCGAUUUCGGCUUUGGUGGAAGGAGAGGUCUGGGACGGGCUGGGCUCAAUUUUUCCUGGUCUGGUGGAGGUUCUCCUGGGAUCACGCGAAGGCGGCAGAGGUUGGCUACUGAGUGCAGGAGCUGCGGAGGCGCGAGCAGCGUUUUCUGGUGCUGCCGUUCUUAGCCGGUCCUCCAGUAGCCUGACCUGAGUGUCUUUAUUAGUGCUUCAGAGGAACAAAAACAGGAGACCAGAAUUUGGUCAGGAAGUUUCAGGAAGCUGUUGGAGCAGUGUUGGGAUUUCCCACCAGGAUGACUAUGAUUGGCUGUGAUUUUAGAUCUUAAAGCUGAAAACUGAAAACAUGAAAGUAGACAGGACUAAACUCAAAAAGACACCUACUGAGGCUCCUGCAGACUGCAGAGCCUUAAUAGACAAACUCAAAGUUUGUAACGAUGAGCAACUCCUCUUGGAACUGCAGCAAAUCAAAACAUGGAACAUUGGCAAGUGUGAGUUAUAUCACUGGGUGGAUCUGUUGGACCGCUUUGAUGGAAUUCUGGCAGAUGCUGGACAAACAGUGGAGAAUAUGUCAUGGAUGCUUGUAUGUGAUAGGCCAGAAAAAGAACAGCUGAAAAUGCUUCUGUUGGCUGUAUUGAAUUUCACAGCCUUGCUCAUUGAGUAAAGAUUUUCUAGGCAUCUGUAAAGUUACAUAGAGCAUUUGACAACAUUAUUGGCUUCCUCUGAUAUGCAAGUGGUGCUGGCUGUCCUUAACCUUCUAUAUGUAUUUAGCAAAAGAUCAAACUAUAUCACACGUCUUGGAUCUGACAAGAGGACUCCACUACUGACAAGGCUGCAACAUUUGGCAGAGAGCUGGGGUGGAAAGGAGAAUGGCUUUGGAUUGGCAGAAUGUUGCAGAGAUUUGCAAAUGUUGAAAUAUCCACCCAGUGCAACCACACUACACUUUGAAUUUUAUGCAGAUCCUGGAGCUGAGGUCAAAAUUGAGAAGAGGACAACUAGUAAUACACUACAUUAUAUUCACAUAGAACAACUUGACAAGAUUUCAGAAAGUCCUUCUGAAAUAAUGGAAUCUCUUACCAAAAUGUACAGCAUUCCUAAGGAUAAACAGAUGCUGUUAUUUACUCAUAUACGACUGGCCCAUGGCUUUUCUAAUCACAGGAAGCGAUUACAAGCUGUUCAGGCCAGACUGCAUGCGAUAUCUAUAUUAGUCUAUUCUAAUGCCUUGCAAGAGUCAGCAAACAGUAUCUUGUAUAAUGGGUUGAUAGAGGAGUUGGUAGAUGUCCUUCAAAUAACAGAUAAGCAGCUUAUGGAAAUUAAAGCUGCUUCUUUACGAACAUUAACAUCAAUUGUUCAUUUGGAGAGAACUCCCAAGCUCAGCAGUAUUAUUGACUGUACUGGAACUGCCUCCUACCAUGGUUUUUUGCCUGUACUUGUGCGGAACUGCAUUCAGGCCAUGAUUGAUCCUUCCAUGGACCCAUACCCCCACCAGUUUGCCACAGCUCUUUUCUCCUUUUUGUACCAUCUGGCCAGCUAUGAUGCUGGUGGCGAAGCCUUGGUCUCUUGUGGAAUGAUGGAAGCCUUACUAAAGGUCAUAAAAUUUCUUGGUGAUGAGCAGGACCAGAUAACAUUUGUAACCAGAGCUGUCAGAGUGGUUGACCUCAUCACCAACCUGGACAUGGCAGCUUUUCAGUCUCAUAGUGGUCUUUCUAUCUUCAUCUAUAGACUUGAGCACGAAGUAGAUUUGUGUCGUAAAGAAUGCCCUUUUGUGAUCAAGCCAAAGAUCCAGAGACCUAGUACCACUCAAGAAGGAGAAGAAAUGGAAACUGAUAUGGAUGGAGUUCAGUGUAUUCCACAACGAGCAGCACUUCUCAAGUCCAUGUUGAAUUUCCUCAAGAAGGCCAUUCAAGACCCUGCUUUUUCAGAUGGCAUUCGACAUGUGAUGGAUGGUUCUUUACCUACCUCUCUGAAACACAUCAUCAGCAAUGCAGAAUACUAUGGCCCAUCACUCUUCCUCCUAGCUACUGAAGUGGUGACUGUGUUUGUAUUUCAAGAGCCGUCACUGCUGUCCUCACUCCAGGACAAUGGACUGACAGAUGUCAUGCUUCAUGCACUGCUUAUCAAAGAUGUUCCUGCUGGGAAGUCCUGGUUCCUCCCAAAUGUAUUCAGUGCUUGCUUGAAUGCCCGAGGUCUUCAGUCUUUUGUACAAUGUCAACCAUUUGAACGUCUCUUCAAAGUUCUUCUGUCUCCCUGAUUACCUCCCAGCCAUGGAGGGAGGAGAAGUUCUGAUCCCCUGGUGAGGGAUACUGCAUUCAACCUGGGGAGUGCUGUUGACGAGCUCAUGAGACAUCAGCCCACCCUCAAAACAGAUGCAACAACUGCCAUCAUCAAGUUACUUGAAGAAAUCUGUAAUCUUGGAAGAGAUCCAAAAUACAUUUGUCAGAAGCCAUCUAUUCAGAAAGCAGAUGGUACUACUAGUGCUCCUCCAGUCUAAUCAUGCUGGGUAGAAGAGGCUUCUUCUAGUGAAGAUGAGUAUAAAGAAGUACAGGCUAUGUAGAGUUUUAAUUCUGCCCAGCAGAAUGAAACCGAGCUCAAUCAGCAGGUUGUUGGUACAGAGGAACGUAUACCUAUCCCCCUCAUGGAUUACAUCCUUAAUGUGAUGAAAUUUGUGGAAUCUAUUCUGAGCAACAAUACAACAGAUGACCACUGCCAAGAAUUUGUAAAUCAGAAAGGACUCUUACCUUUGGUUACCAUUUUGGGUCUUCCCAAUCUGCCCAUUGACUUUCCCACAUCUGCUGCCUGUCAGGCUGUUGCAGGUGUCUGCAAAUCCAUAUUGACCCUGUCACAUGAACCCAAAGUUCUUCAAGAAGGUCUCCUUCAGUUAGACUUGAUCCUUUCCUCCUUGGAGCCUUUACAUCGGCCCAUUGAAUCCCCUGGGGGCUCGGUGUUACUGAGAGAAUUGGCAUGUGCAGGCAAUGUUGCUGAUGCUACCCUCUCAGCUCAGGCCACGCCUCUGUUGCAUGCUCUCACUGCUGCCCAUGCCUACAUCAUGAUGUUUGUUCACACUUGCAGAGUUGGACAGGUAAGAAUAAUCUUGGUGCUAUGGUUUCAGGGCCUAGUUGGGUUUGAGGUUCUGAGCAAGCUAAGCCAGGUUGAACUGUUCUCUGUGUGGGAAAGCACCCUCUCUUUUAUAAAUAUUUUCCCUUGUCGUAGCUUACCAUCUGGAUGUGAAUUUGGCCAAGCGGACAUGCAGAAACUUGUUCCAAAGGAUGAGAAGGUAGAUGGAGAACAGGAUGGGACUGCUGGAAGUAUGGAUGCUUCUGCCCAGGGGUUAUUGGAAGGAAUUGAGCUAGAUGGUGACACAUUGGCACCCAUGGAGACAGAUGAACCUUCUUCUUCAGAUUCUAAGGGCAAAUCUAAAAUCACACCUGCCAUGGCUGCAAGAAUUAAACAAAUCAAGCCAUUGCUGUCAGCUUCUUCCAGAUUAGGCCGAGCGCUUGCUGAACUCUUUGGACUCCUUGUUAAACUGUGUGUGGGUUCUCCUGUCCGCCAAAGAAGGAGCCAUCAUGCUGCCAGUACCACCACUGCACCAACACCUGCUGCUAGAUCAACAGCUUCAGCCCUCACUAAGCUACUCACAAAAGGCUUAUCAUGGCAGCCCCCACCAUAUACACCUACUCCCCGCUUCAGACUGACAUUCUUCAUCUGUUCAGUUGGAUUCACCUCUCCAAUGCUCUUUGAUGAGAGAAAGUAUCCUUACCAUCUUAUGCUGCAGAAAUUUCUCUGCUCUGGUGGUCACAAUGCUCUUUUUGAAACGCUCAACUGGGCUCUAUCCAUGGGAGGGAAAAGUUCCGCUUGAGGGGAUUGGAACAUUCAGACUUCACCUGAUGGCACAGGAGAAUUCCUAGAUGCCUGGCUUAUGCUUGUAGAAAAGAUGGUAAAUCCCACUACGGUGCUUGAAUCUCCACAUUCGUUGCCUGCCAAAUUGCCUGGAGGGGUCCAGAGCUUUCCACAAUUUAGUGCCCUUCGCUUCCUUGUAGUAACCCAAAAAGCAGCCUUUACUUGUAUCAAGAACCUGUGGAACCGGAAACCCCUUAAAGUAUAUGGGGGACGAAUGGCUGAGUCUAUGCUGGCCAUUCUGUGCCACAUUCUCCGAGGGGAACCUGUGAUUCGAGAAAGACUGAGCAAAGAGAAGGAAGGAUCUCGAGGGGAAGAAGAAGCAGGCCAGGAAGAAGGUGGCUCGCGCAGAGAACCUCAAGUCAACCAGCAACAGCUACAACAGCUCAUGGACAUGGGUUUCACAAGAGAACAUGCCAUGGAGGCACUGUUGAAUACCAGUACAAUGGAACAAGCAACAGAGUAUCUUUUAACCCACCCUCCUCCGAUCAUAGGAGGAGUUGUUCGGGAUCUUAGCAUGUCAGAAGAGGACCAGAUGAUGAGAGCAAUUGCUAUGUCUCUGGGACAAGAUAUUCCAAUGGAUCAAAGGGCAGAGUCACCAGAGGAAGUUGCUUGCCGGAAGGAGGAAGAAGAACGUAAAGCUCGAGAAAAACAAGAAGAGGAAGAAGCUAAAUGUCUAGAGAAGUUUCAAGAUGCUGAUCCAUUGGAACAAGAUGAGCUCCACACUUUCACAGAUACAAUGUUACCAGGCUGCUUCCAUCUUCUUGAUGAGUUGCCUGAUACAGUGUACCGCGUUUGUGAUCUGAUCAUGACAGCCAUCAAACGCAAUGGAGCUGACUAUCGUGAUAUGAUUCUGAAGCAGGUUGUCAACCAGGUUUGGGAAGCUGCUGAUGUAUUGAUCAAAGCCGCCCUUCCUCUAACAACAAGUGACACAAAAACAGUUUCAGAAUGGAUCAGUCAGAUGGCUACCCUGCCACAGGCCUCCAAUUUGGCUACUAGAAUCUUGCUUUUAACACUACUUUUUGAGGAGUUGAAGCUACCUUGUGCCUGGGUGGUUGAAUCAAGUGGCAUUCUUAAUGUCCUAAUCAAGCUCUUAGAAGUGGUUCAGCCCUGCCUACAGGCUGCCAAAGAGCAAAAGGAAGUCCAGACCCCAAAGUGGAUCACCCCAGUGUUGCUUCUUAUUGAUUUUUAUGAAAAGACUGCCAUCUCAUCAAAGAGAAGGGCUCAAAUGACUAAGGUAUGUGAAUCCAACAGCAACAACUGGCGCUGGUUUGAUGACCGCUCUGGGCGUUGGUGUAGUUACAGUGCUAGCAACAACAGCACCAUUGAUUCUGCCUGGAAAUCUGGAGAAACAAGUGUAAGAUUCACUGCAGGCCGACGAAGAUACACUGUUCAGUUCACUACAAUGGUGCAGGUUAAUGAAGAAACAGGAAACCGACGUCCUGUGAUGCUAACUCUCCUCAGGGUGCCAAGACUGAGUAAGAACUCAAAAAGCAGCAAUGGACAGGAACUAGAGAAGACACUGGAAGAAAGCAAGGAGACCGAUAUCAAACGUAAAGAAAAUAAAGGCAAUGAUAUCCCCUUAGCUCUAGAGAGUACGAACACUGAAAAAGAGGCAAGCCUAGAAGAAACAAAAAUUGGGGAGAUCCUAAUCCAGGGCCUGACAGAAGAUAUGGUGACCAUUCUAAUCCGAGCCUGUGUGAGCAUGCUGGGAGUCCCUGUGGACCCAGACACUUUGCACGCCACCCUUCGCCUCUGUUUGAGGCUCACUCGAGACCACAAAUAUGCCAUGAUGUUUGCAGAGCUGAAGAGUACCCGAAUGAUCUUGAAUUUGACCCAGAGCUCAGGUUUCAAUGGGUUUACCCCCUUAGUUACCCUUCUCUUAAGACACAUCAUUGAGGAUCCUUGCACUCUUCGUCAUACAAUGGAAAAGGUUGUUCGCUCAGCAGCUACAAGUGGAGCUGGAAGUACUACAUCUGGUGUUGUAUCUGGCAGCCUCGGCUCUCGGGAGAUCAACUACAUCCUUCGAGUCCUUGGACCAGCAGCCUGCCGCAAUCCAGACAUAUUCACAGAAGUAGCCAAUUGCUGCAUCCGCAUUGCCCUUCCAGCCCCUCGAGGCUCAGGAACUGCUUCAGAUGAUGAAUUUGAGAAUCUUAGAAUUAAAGGUCCUAAUGCUGUGCAGCUGGUAAAGACAACACCUUUGAAGCCUUCAUCUCUGCCUGUCAUUCCUGAUACUAUUAAGGAAGUUAUCUAUGAUAUGCUGAAUGCUUUGGCUGCGUACCAUGCUCCAGAGGAAGCAGACAAAUCUGAUCCUAAACCUGGGGGAAUGACCCAAGAGGUUGGCCAGCUCCUACAAGACAUGGGUGACGAUGUAUACCAGCAGUACCGGUCACUUACUCGUCAGGGCAGUGACUUUGAUACACAGUCAGGUUUUUCCUUAAAUAGUCAGGUCUUUGCUGCAGAUGGUGCCCCUGCUGAAACUUCCACAACUGGAACCUCCCAAGGAGAGGGAGCUUCAACUCCAGAGGAGACUCGAGAAGGAAAGAAGGAUAAAGAAGGGGACCGGACUUCUGAGGAAGGCAAGCAGAAAGGCAAGGGCAGCAAACCUUUAAUGCCUACCUCUACUAUCCUUCGUCUUCUGGCAGAGUUGGUGAGGUCCUAUGUUGGUAUUGCUACCCUGAUUGCAAACUACAGCUAUACCGUGGGCCAGUCUGAGCUGAUCAAAGAGGACUGCAGUGUGCUAGCUUUUGUCCUGGACCACCUCCUCCCACACACCCAGAAUGCAGAAGACAAGGACACACCUGCCCUGGCCCGACUGUUCCUUGCAAGUCUGGCUGCUGCUGGGAGCGGCACAGAUGCCCAGGUGGCCCUAGUGAAUGAAGUAAAAAGCAGCCCUGGGGCGGGCGCUAUGGCUGAGAGUACAGAGAAACAUGCCAGACUUCAGGCAGUGAUGUGUAUCAUCAGUACUAUCAUGGAAUCCUGCCCUUCCACCUCCAGCUUCUACAGUAGUGCCACCGCCAAAACUCAGCAUAAUGGCAUGAACAACAUCAUUCGACUGUUCCUGAAAAAGGGACUAGUCAAUGACCUGGCCAGAGUUCCUCACAGCCUAGACUUGUCCAGUCCCAAUAUGGCCAACACAGUCAAUGCUGCCCUAAAACCCUUGGAAACACUUUCCCGGAUUGUAAACCAACCCAGUAGCCUUUUUGGCAGCAAGAGUGCUUCUAGCAAGAGCAAGUCUGAGCAGGAUGCCCAAGGAGCUUCUCAGGACUCAAGUAGCCAUCAGCAAGAUCCAGGCGAGCCUGGGGAGGCAGAAGUACAGGAGGAGGAUCAUGAUGUCACUCAGACAGAGGUGGCAGAUGGGGAUAUCAUGGAUGGGGAGGCUGAAACCGACUCAGUGGUGAUUGCUGGGCAGCCUGAGGUGCUCAGUUCACAAGAGAUGCAGGUUGAGAAUGAACUGGAGGACCUGAUAGAUGAGUUGCUUGAGAGGGAUGGCGGAUCUGGGAACAGUACAAUUAUAGUGAGCAGAAGUGGAGAGGAUGAAUCACAAGAGGACGUGCUGAUGGAUGAAGCUCCUUCCAACCUCAGCCAAGCUUCCACCUUGCAGGCCAACCGAGAAGAUUCCAUGAAUAUCCUGGACCCUGAGGAUGAGGAGGAGCACACUCAGGAAGAGGACAGCAGUGGCAGUAACGAGGAUGAGGAUGAUAGUCAGGAUGAAGAGGAGGAGGAGGAGGAAGAUGAGGAAGAUGAUCAGGAGGAUGAUGAAGGUGAAGAAGGAGAUGAAGAUGAUGACGAUGAUGGUUCUGAGAUGGUUGAUGAGGAUUACCCUGAUAUGAACUUUUCUCCUCUUGGUCCGAUGGCUUUUGACCGGGAGGAUGAUCUCAUCAUUGAGUUUGACAACAUGUUCUCCAGUGCUACAGACAUUCCCCCAUCCCCAGGAAAUAUCCCUACUACCCACCCAUUGAUGGUACGCCAUGCAGAUCACAGUUCUCUGACACUGGGCAGUGGCUCUUCUACAACUCGUCUUACCCAGGGCAUCGGUCGCAGUCAAAGGACCCUAAGACAGCUCACAGCCAAUACAGGACAUACCAUUCAUGUUCACUACCCUGGGAAUCGCCAGCCUAACCCUCCUCUUAUACUCCAGAGGUUGCUUGGUCCCUCUGCUGCUGCUGACAUUCUUCAGCUAAGCAGCAGCCUUCCCUUACAAAGCCGAGGCCGGGCCCGCCUCCUAGUGGGCAAUGAUGACGUCCAUAUCAUCGCCAGGUCUGAUGACGAGCUGCUGGAUGACUUUUUUCAUGACCAGAGUACAGCCACUAGCCAAGCAGGAACCCUGUCUAGCAUCCCAACAGCUCUGACACGAUGGACAGAGGAAUGCAAAGUUCUUGAUGCCGAGAGUAUGCAUGACUGUGUUUCAGUGGUUAAAGUGCCCAUUGUCAAUCACCUGGAAUUCUUGAGAGAUGAGGAGCUAGAAGAGAGAAGGGAGAAACGCAGGAAACAACUGGCUGAGGAAGAAACAAAAAUAAUAGACAAAUGCAAAGAAGACAAGGAAAACAGAGAUCAGAGCGCACAGUGUACUGUAUCUAAGACAAAUGACUCCACUGAACAGAAUGUCUCAGAUGGGACUCCUAUGCCUGACAGCUAUCCAACAACCCCCUCUUCAACGGAUGCACCUACAUCUGAGUCCAAGGAGACACUUGGUACCCUACAACCCUCCCAGCAGCAGCCAACACUUCCACCCCCACCAUCCUUAGGAGAGAUUUCUCAGGAACUGCAGUCGCCUGCUGAAGAAGUGGGAAACUCUACACAGCUAUUGAUGCCUAUAGAGUUGGAGGAGUUGGGUCCCUCAAGACCAAGUGGAGAAGCAGAAACAACUCAAAUGGAAUUGUCUCCAGCUCCCACCAUAACCUCUCUUUCCCCAGAGAGAGCUGAAGAUUCAGAUGCAUUAACAGCUGUCAGCAGUCAACUGGAAGGUUCUCCCAUGGACACUAGCAGCCUGGCUUCCUGUACAUUAGAAGAGGCUGUGGGCGAUACUCCAGCAGCUGGCAGUUCUGAGCAGCCCACAGCAGGUAGCUCCACUCCUGGAGAUGCCCCAUCAGUUGGGGCAGAUGUGCAAGGCAGACCUGAUGUGUCAAGAGAAUCCACCCAGCCACCUGAGGACAGCUCCCCACCUGCAUCCUCUGAGAGUUCUUCCACCAGAGAUUCUGCCGUGGCCAUCUCUGGGGCAGAUUCUCGUGGAAUUUUAGAAGAGCCACUACCUUCAACAAGCAGUGAAGAAGAAGAUCCCCUGGCUGGUAUCAGUCUUCCUGAAGGUGUGGAUCCCUCCUUUCUGGCUGCUCUCCCUGAUGAUAUCCGUCGGGAAGUCCUUCAGAAUCAGCUGGGCAUACGUCCACCAACGCGAACUGCUCCCUCCACAAAUAGCUCAACUCCUGCAGUAGUGGGGAACCCUGGUGUGACUGAAGUGAGCCCUGAGUUCCUGGCUGCUCUACCUCCAGCAAUUCAAGAGGAAGUGCUGGCACAGCAGAGAGCUGAACAGCAGCGACGGGAACUGGCUCAGAAUGCCAGCUCAGACACCCCCAUGGACCCUGUGACCUUCAUUCAGACUCUACCCUCAGAUCUGCGCCGGAGUGUCCUAGAGGACAUGGAAGACAGUGUGUUAGCUGUGAUGCCACCUGACAUUGCAGCUGAGGCUCAAGCUCUAAGGCGAGAACAAGAAGCCCGGCAGCGACAGCUCAUGCAUGAGCGUCUAUUUGGACACAGCAGUACUUCUGCACUCUCUGCCAUUCUCCGAAGCCCAGCUUUUACCAGUCGCCUGAGUGGCAACCGUGGGGUCCAGUAUACUCGCCUUGCUGUACAGAGGGGUGGAACCUUCCAGAUGGGGGGUAGCAGCAGCCAUAAUAGGCCUUCUGGCAGUAAUGUGGACACACUCCUCCGCCUCCGAGGACGACUCCUUCUAGACCAUGAAGCCCUAUCUUGCCUUUUGGUCCUACUUUUUGUGGAUGAGCCAAAGCUCAAUACUAGCCGUCUACACCGAGUACUGAGAAAUCUCUGCUAUCAUGCCCAGACCCGCCACUGGGUCAUCCGCAGCCUCCUGUCCAUUUUGCAGCGCAGCAGUGAGAGUGAGUUGUGCAUUGAGACACCCAAGCUUUCCACGAGCGAAGAAAGGGGCAAGAAGUCAAGCAAGAGCUGUGCAUCAAGCAGCCAUGAAAACCGUCCCCUGGAUCUGCUCCACAAGAUGGAGUCCAAAAGUUCCAAUCAGCUCUCCUGGCUCUCAGUAUCAAUGGAUGCUGCUUUAGGCUGUAGGACUAACAUAUUCCAGAUUCAGCGUUCUGGAGGGCGUAAACAUACAGAGAAGCAUGCAAGCAGUGGUUCCACUGUCCACAUCCACCCCCAGGCUGCUCCUGUUGUCUGCAGACAUGUUUUGGAUACACUCAUUCAGUUGGCCAAGGUAUUUCCCAGCCACUUUACACAGCAGCGGACCAAAGAAACAAACUGUGAGAGUGAUCGGGAACGGGGCAGUAAGCAGGCCUGCAGCCCUUGCUCCUCACAGUCCUCCAGCAGUGGCAUCUGUACAGACUUCUGGGACUUAUUGGUAAAACUGGAUAACAUGAAUGUUAGCCGAAAAGGCAAGAACUCCGUGAAGUCAGUACCAGUGAGCGCUGGUGGUGAAGGGGAAACAUCCCUACACAGCCUUGAAGCCUCUCCACUGGGACAGCUCAUGAACAUGUUGUCACAUCCAGUCAUCCGCCGGAGUUCUCUCUUAACUGAGAAACUCCUAAGACUCCUCUCUCUCAUCUCAAUUGCUCUCCCAGAAAACAAAGUAUCAGAAGUGCAAACUAACUCCAGCAACAGUGGUUCCUCCACUGCUGCCACCUCAAAUACAUCUACUACCACCACCACCACUACUGCCACUGCCCCCACGCCGACACCUCCUGCUGCAACUACCCCUGUCACUUCUGCUCCCGCUCUGGUUGUUGCUACAGCUAUUUCCACCAUUACUGUAGCUGCUUCUACCACAGUGACUACCCCCACAACUGCUACCACUACUGUUUCAACUUCCACUACUAAAGGCAACAAAUCUCCAGCAAAGGUUGGUGAAGGAGGCAGCAGUAGUGUAGACUUCAAAAUGGUAUCCUCUGGCCUCACUGAAAACCAGCUACAGCUCUCUGUGGAGGUGUUGACAUCCCACUCUUGUUCUGAAGAAGGGUUGGAAGAUGCAGCCAAUGUGUUACUGCAGCUCUCUCGAGGGGACUCUGGGACGCGAGACACUGUUCUUAAGCUGCUACUGAAUGGAGCCCGUCAUUUGGGUUAUACCCUUUGUAAACAGAUAGGUACCCUACUCGCUGAACUACGGGAAUACAAUCUGGAACAGCAGCGGCGAGCCCAAUGUGAGACCCUCUCGCCUGAUGGCCUACCUGAGGAGCAGCCACAGACCACCAAACUGAAAGGCAAAAUGCAGAGCAGGUUUGACAUGGCUGAGAAUGUGGUAAUUGUGGCAUCUCAGAAGCGACCCUUGGGUGGCCGGGAGCUCCAACUGCCUUCUAUGUCCAUGUUGACAUCCAAGACAUCCACCCAGAAGUUCUUCUUGAGGGUACUACAGGUCAUCAUCCAGCUGCGGGAUGACACACGACGAGCUAACAAAAAAGCCAAGCAGACAGGCAGGCUAGGUUCCUCCGGUUUAGGCUCAGCUAGCAGCAUCCAGGCAGCUGUUCGGCAGCUGGAGGCUGAGGCUGAUGCCAUUAUACAAAUGGUACGUGAGGGUCAAAGGGCGCGGAGACAGCAACAAGCAGCAACGUCGGAGUCUUCUAACCAGUCAGAGACAUCUGUCCGGAGAGAGGAAUCACCCAUGGAUGUGGACCAGCCAUCUCCCAGUGCUCAAGAUACUCAGUCCAUUGUCUCAGAUGGAACACCACAGGGAGAGAAGGAGAAAGAGGAGAGACCACCUGAGUUACCCCUGCUCAGUGAGCAACUGAGCCUAGAUGAGCUAUGGGACAUGCUAGGGGAAUGUUUAAAGGAACUGGAAGAAUCUCAUGAUCAGCAUGCAGUAUUAGUGCUACAGCCUGCUGUCGAGGCCUUCUUUUUGGUCCAUGCCACAGAGCGGGAGAGCAAGCCUCCUGUUCGAGAUACCCGUGAGAGCCAGCUGGCACACAUCAAGGAUGAGCCUCCUCCACUUUCCCCUGCCCCCUUAACCCCAGCCACUCCAUCCUCCCUUGACCCAUUCUUCUAGGAGCCUCAUUAUGCACACAUCUCCUCAAGCCUGCCCCUGACACACAAGAAGUUCCUUCGCUUUGCAGAGACUCACCGCACUGUGUUAAACCAGAUACUUCGGCAGUCCACCACCCAUCUCGCUGAUGGACCUUUUGCUGUCUUAGUAGAUUACAUUCGUGUCCUCGACUUUGAUGUCAAGCGCAAAUAUUUCCGCCAAGAGCUGGAACGUUUGGGACUAAGGGGGUCUGAAAGAAGACAUGGCCGGCAUGUCCGGCCAGACCAUGUAUUUGAAGACUCCUCAUCGCGAGCUGCAUCAAAAUCUCCUGAAGAAAUGAAGAAUGAUUGUUAUAUAGUGUUUGAAGGAGAAGAAGGGCAGGAUGCUGGGGGUCUACUGCGAGAGUGGUACAUGAUCAUCUCUCGAGAGAUGUUCAACCCUAUGUAUGCCUUGUUCCGUACCUCACCUGGUGACCGGGUCACCUACACGAUCAAUCCAUCUUCCCACUGUAACCCCAACCACCUCAGCUACUUCAAGUUUGUUGGACGAAUUGUAGCCAAAGCUGUAUAUGACAACCGCCUCCUGGAGUGCUACUUUACUAGGUCUUUCUACAAACACAUCUUGGGCAAAUCUGUCAGGUAUACAGAUAUGGAGAGUGAGGAUUACCACUUCUACCAGGGUCUAGUUUAUCUGCUUGAAAAUGAUGUCUCUACAUUAGGUUAUGACCUCACCUUCAGCACUGAGGUUCAAGAAUUUGGAGUAUGUGAGGUUCGUGACCUCAAACCCAAUGGAGCCAACAUCUUAGUAACAGAGGAGAACAAGAAGGAAUAUGUACACCUGGUUUGCCAGAUGAGAAUGACAGGAGCCAUCCGCAAACAGCUGGCAGCCUUCUUAGAAGGCUUCUAUGAAAUCAUUCCAAAGCGCCUCAUAUCCAUCUUUACUGAGCAGGAGUUAGAGCUGCUCAUAUCAGGGCUGCCUACCAUCGACAUAGAUGACCUAAAAUCUAACACUGAGUACCACAAGUACCAGUCCAACUCCAUUCAGAUCCAAUGGUUCUGGAGAGCAUUGCGUUCCUUUGACCAAGCAGACCGUGCCAAGUUCCUCCAGUUUGUCACAGGUACUUCCAAGGUGCCCCUGCAAGGAUUUGCUGCCCUUGAAGGCAUGAAUGGCAUUCAGAAGUUUCAGAUUCAUCGAGACGACAGAUCCACAGAUCGCCUGCCUUCAGCUCACACAUGUUUUAAUCAACUGGACCUGCCUGCCUAUGAGAGCUUUGAGAAGCUCCGCCACAUGCUACUAUUGGCCAUCCAGGAGUGCUCUGAAGGCUUUGGGCUGGCCUAAUAAAUAAGGCCCUGCCUACUUCUGUGGGGUUUUUCUACCAUUUUUGGACCUGGGGAGGGGGGGGGGUUUAAAAGAUCCAGAAAGAAAAUGUCAAAAUCCAAUAAAUGAAAUUCACCAACUCACCAUGUGUGUGUCCCAGCUGCCCAUCUUCCCUAGUGCAUACCUGUUCGCUUCUCAUUCUCUUGCCUCUACCCUUUCCUUGCCUUUCCCUUUUCCAUGCCGUCCAUGAUCCCCACCCCAUGUGUUAAGAAGGCAGUUGCCUUUGCAGGGACCUGUUUGUCCCAACUGAACAGUGUGCUCCUCAGAUUCUGUGUUCAGAAGGAUUUGCUGCAUUGAGACUUGAAACCUUUGGAUAGGGGAAAAAUUAUAUAUAUAUAUAUUUUUUUGUUCUGUUUGCAUUUCUUAAUUUGUGCUUGGAAUGUGUUGAUGUGCACAGCUAAUGAUUCAAUGCGAGACAAGAUUGGCAUCUGUGUUGUGGAGGUUUCAAAUAAAGAGCACUCUUCAUAACUCA
This is a messenger RNA of Rattus rattus (black rat), 14438 nucleotides long. RefSeq names its product HECT, UBA and WWE domain containing E3 ubiquitin protein ligase 1 (gene Huwe1). Gene Ontology annotation, cellular component: Golgi membrane; nucleus. The record is from RefSeq and is a predicted model, not a curated record. Lineage: Eukaryota; Metazoa; Chordata; Mammalia; Rodentia; Muridae. Gene Ontology annotation, biological process: positive regulation of protein catabolic process; protein polyubiquitination; proteasome-mediated ubiquitin-dependent protein catabolic process. Gene Ontology annotation, molecular function: protein binding; ubiquitin-protein transferase activity.